AGUUUCCUUGACAGCCCAAACACGUUCUAUCUUCUGUCUGCCGCACCACAAGGUUUCGCUCCUUUACACUUAAACUUGAACGACGCUCCUUUUUUUUUAUCUGUCUUUUCUGCUUGGAACGACGUGUUUCUGAUUCGGAUAGAGAACCGUUACCUCACCGAUCACCAAGGUUUAGUUUAGGCUUCAAGUUUUUCUUUUCAAACACGCCACGUACGCGCGACAAAAUCUAGUAAAGAUGCCCAAACUUUCUCUCUUUUUCUACGCGACACUCGUUCUUUCCUUGGUCAUUGCCUCGGACGCAAAAGCAUUCGACCCGAAUCAGCAAGUCAGUCACAACCGCUUCCUCAAGAAGCGAGCCGCGCCUCAGAUUGGUGGUUUUCCUGAGCCUGUCAUCGGAGUAGGCGCUAAUCCUUCGACUGCAACCACUGCUGCGGCAACGCAGUCCGUGCCAACGGCAACUGCAGCUGAUAGCACACCCGUAUCUUCUGUAACCCCUUCAUCCUCUUCGUCCUCUGCCACUGCAACAUCCGUUAGCACAACGCAAAAUUUGGUUAGUCAAGUUUCACCGACGACGGCGACGACGAGCUUGACUUCUUCGUCGACAUCUUCUCCAUCCUCUACCUCCCCGACGAGCACCCAAUCAACAUCGUCAACACCACCAACUAUCCAAAGUGUUCAAUCUAGUCCCUCUGCGAUUGAUGCUACACCUGCACAGGCGGGCUCUCCCACCUCUCAAUCAGUGAUACUCGUCACCAACACCGCUUCUUCAAGUGCAAGUGCCACACCAUCUUCAUUGUCCUCUUCUUCUACCGGUAUCACGCACACUGCCCUCAUCGUCCUCAUUGUCAUCGCUACAAGUGUCGGUGGUUCCAUCAUCAUUUGGACCAUUAUUCGCAAGUGGAAGUUUGGCAAAUCUUCCAGCUUCGAUGACCGCAUGCAGCCUAUUGACUGGCAGCCGAGUAACGACAACGAUGACAAUGGUGGUAUUCCCGGCCUGAACCGCCGUAACUCCACCGCAUCAUCAUUCCAUUCGGGCUCCGGCCACGCUGGCAUUGGUGCAACGACACUCAACCCAAUUCCUGACCAUGAUUUCACCGCAGGGCCUGCCCAUCUCGCACCUGUUGGUGGUUACGCUGACCUUGCGCGUGGUCCCAGUCCUCAGCCCAUGAUGCAGGAACUCGCGCGUGGACCGAGUUAUAAGGCUGACCAGUAUGGCGUUCCGCUUCAUCAUGGCGGGUACGCCACGCACGGAUACUGAGUCAGGAGAAAAAGCGCGCAGAAUAAAAUUUCUCGUAAAGUGGAUGCAUCCAAUUUCUGCAUUGCUCCUUUUUUAUUCUGUCGUAUCAAUCAAUAACAUCCGCUUGCUGAACCAUGCAUUCGCCUCAUUCUCGUUUACGUAUGCGGAUCUAGACGACAAACGUUAUGCUUAUAUUCCUCGCGUCCAUACCCCAAAU
This is a messenger RNA of Suillus subaureus, 1454 nucleotides long. RefSeq lists its product as uncharacterized. The transcript has 3 exons. The record is from RefSeq and is a predicted model, not a curated record. NCBI's taxonomy places the organism in Eukaryota, Fungi, Basidiomycota, Agaricomycetes, Boletales, Suillaceae. Bases 236 to 1258 code for a protein of 340 amino acids.